Molecule: messenger RNA, 519 nt
Organism: Prunus armeniaca (apricot)
Lineage: Eukaryota; Viridiplantae; Streptophyta; Magnoliopsida; Rosales; Rosaceae
Source: the annotation of a GenBank genome assembly
AUGCUCCGAAAAGUAGUCCGUGCGCGAUCUAACUCACUUGUUGAGAGGCAAAGAGAUGUGGAUGCUCCUUUUAGAAAUUUGAGUUAUUUGUACCAGUCGAAGAUUGGAAGUCGAUCUGGGCAGUCUGCUCAUCCAUCCAACCAUCAUGUUUCAACUGUUGAGUCACGAGCAGUCAAGCAUGGAGUGGAUUCAUUGUCGCCAAUUCCUUUGGAAGUGAGGUUGACAGAGGCUAAGAAAGCAAGAGAGUCAUUUGCCUGGGCGAAGGGCUCUUCUGCAACGUCAGCAGCUGAUCUCAAGGUGGACAAGUCCACCCUUGCAGAGGAUGCAGGCGUGUCUGAUCUGCUAAAGACGAACUUUCUGUCAAGUCCAUCCACUUGUGCUGAGCUGGUUCAUCAAAUCUGUCAGGCUGGCGAUCUUGACGUGGAGGAUCAGGCAGGUGGAGCUGCUGAGAGUGUGGCUGAUCAGACGGACGCUGAAGUGGCUGCAGAUCAGGGAUCUCCUGCUGGCGUCUCAGAGUAG